AUACCGGAUUUCGGCAUACCUUAUGUUGUUGUUGUUGUUGUCGUUGUCGUUGUCGUUGUCGUUGUCGUUGCCGUUGCCGUUGUCGUUGUCGCUGUCGCUGUCGCUGUCGUUGUCGCUGUCGUUGUCGUUGUCGUUGUCGUUGUCGUUGUCGUUGUCGUUGUUGUUGUUGUUGUUGUUGUUGUUGUUGUUGUUGUUGUUGGUGAUGUUAGUGUUGUUGUUGUUGAUAGCAGUGUUAGUGUUGUUGUUCGUAUUUCGUACGCGUUAUUGUUGUCGUGUGAGUUUGUUGAUUUAAGUAGAAUGCAAAUGUAGUGUAUAUCAACAAAGUCAUCAACAUGAAAAUUGGUAUAGGUAAUCAUGCGAUGGCGAGCACAAUUAGGGAUUAAUAGUACGAGUGAUGUUUGGAAAUUUUGCCAAGAUUAUUAUAGCAUAUUAGCAUGACAAAAUUGGAUACUUCUCAAUGUCAACAUCAUAUUCUCUCGCCAAAGCCGAGUCCUGCUAGACUUUCAACCAAAAUUUGGUGCUUUUGUUCGUAUUUUCAUUUAGUUCUUUUGUUAAAGCAAAAUUUGGUGCUUUUGUUCGUCUUUUCAUCUAGUACGUCUAGGGCAAUUUCAUUUCACAUUUGUGUUUAAAGUACCUUUGCGCCAUUUUGUUUGUUUUGGGAAAAUCAUUAAUUGUACUGCAGUACAAUUAAUGAAAUAAUUGUAUUCCUCUCAACCAAUCAGCAUCCAGUAAUUUUGUCAUGCUAAUAAUAAUCUUUAUAAUUCACAUUUAUUCUUUGUUAAGGUUGGAAACGAAAUCGUGUGUAAUGUCAAAUCGACGGAGAACUUUUCAUUGUUAAAUUACAUCGUAAGUUGAGAAUAUAUUACUUACUUGUAAGGGUACGAAUUGAUCGCUUACAAACUUUUGUAGACCAAAAAAUUAGCGGCCGACAAUUUCACGGAAACAUUUGUAGGUCAAAUUUGAAUUUGUGGCUCAAAACUGGCAUGACAUACAAAUGUAAAAAUGCACAAUUUGUUGCAGACUUGCAAACAAGUUGUUACAAGCUGCAGUACCCACGUAAAAACGCACAAGUUGUUACAGGUCUGCAAACAAGUUGUUACAAAUCUGUUCAAAAGCUGUCGACAAGUUGUGUUCGCACUGCUUGUUACCAGUUGUUGUAACAAGUUUGGAACAAGCUGUUAAUAACUUGUAACAAGCUUGAUGGCAUUAUCAGACUUGUUACAAGGUUGUUCUAACAAGUCUGAUACAGUCAUGAUAUAACAAGAAUGUUACAAGAUUGACGACACAAGGUUGUAACAAUAUUGUUAUAUCAUGACUGUAUCGGACUUGUUGGAACAACCUUGCAACCUUGUCUGAUAAUAUCAACAAGGUUGUUACAAGUUGUUAACAGCUUGUUCCAAACUUGUUGACAACUUGGGACAAGCAGUGCGAACACAACUUGUUGACGGCUUGUUGGCAGACUUGCUACAAGAUGUGAGAUUUUGCGUGUGUUGUUACAGAUCUCCAAACAAGUUGCAACAAGAUUGUUGUCAAGCCGAUAUCAGGAUGUGUUCGCACUGCUUGUUCCCAGUUGUUGUGACAAGUCUGGAACAAGUUGUUAUCACCGUGUUACAAGGUUGAUGACAGUAACAGACUUGCUACAAGUUGUUCCAACAAGACUAAUACAGCCUGUAUUCGUAACAAGUUGCUACGAGCUUGUUGUCGUCAACUUGUUAACAACUUGUUACGUGCAGACGAUAUCAGACUUGUUGGAACAACUUGUUGCGAGUCUGUUGGCCUCAUCAACCUUGUUACAAGAUGAUGAUAACAACUUGUUCCAGACUUGUCAAAAACUGGGAACAAGCAGUGCGAACACAUCUCAUUGACAAGCUGUGAGAGUUUUAGGCGUGUACACUUAUUGAAAGUUCUUAAUUCGCGCCCUGAUUAACCUAUCAAUAUUUGUUUUCUCAUUAUGACAGAUUCUCUCGCGAGGCAAUACUGUGAAUUCAAGCACAUUCGUUCAGAAUCCUUCGGCUAAGUCAAGCACCUUGAAGUUCAUAGCUACCAGUAUCAUGUCGCCUUCUGCAAAGAUCGUGGUGUAUUUUGUACGCAACGAUGGGGAACUUGUCGCUGAUAGUGUCACAAUUAAAGUGAACGGAGCAUUUGAAAAUGAGGUAGGUAUAGUAAAACCAAGGAAUCCGCUUGACUCCCUGAUGUUAUUCAUACUAAAACUAAUUUUCAGGAUAGGUUGAGUUCUUGUUAAUAUUUUUUGGGGGGUUAGCCUCUAUGGAUAUAUAGAGGAUAUUACACGGCGGCGCGAAGAUAUGACUUUUAUCUUCGAGUGGUGAAAACAAUAUUUCACGAACGAGCGCAGGGAGUUAGUAAAAUAUUGUAAUUUUUUUUAACACGAGAAGAUAAAAGUCAUAUCUUCAAGCCACCGUGUAAUGGUCUGUUUUUUAUAUAGUCCCAAGCACAAACUUGUGAAAUUUCGCACUCAAAGCAAAUUGGAAAAAGUCACGUGAUCGAUAUCUUCACUAGUGAAGAUAUGGAAAAUAUCUCACUGUGUAUUUCUCAGUAUCUCACUCUCUACUAUAUAUUAAAGUUGGCUAUCUGAUAUUUAUAAUUUUUUCUGUGUUGGUGUUGUGUACUCGGGUUAAUAUGUUUGUGAUGCUACUCUGAGUGUAUAUCCACACCGGGCGAGCUUGAAAAAUAUGCCCGGCCACGCUGGAAAUCGAACCUACGACCUUUGGAAUACUAGCCCAAUGCUCUGCCAACUGAGCUACGCGGUCAGGUCGGUUCGAGUAAGUGAUAUUUUCGAACCGACCAGACCGCGUAGCUCAGUUGGCAGAGCAUUGGGCUAGUAUUCCAAAGGUCGUAGGUUCGAAUCCCACCGUGGCCAGGCAUAUUUUUCAAGCUCGCCCGGUGUGGAUAUACACUCAGUGUAACAUCACAAACAUGAUAUUUAUAGCCUGGUUAUUUUCGAAAACGACGCACUAUUUCGUAAAACUGAUUUAGUUAUUUGCCAACUUAAAUCUUGAAGUUAUUAUUACUUUCUGGUCAUAUGUUUAAAUGAGUUCUAAAUUUUAGGUCUCAGUCCAGUUCAGUAGCGCUCAAACGAAGCCAGGAAAACCUGUGAAUGUGAACGUGAAAGCCUCGCCAUUUUCUCAAGUUGGGCUGUUGGCAGUUGACAAGAGUGUUCUUUUGUUGGAUAAAGGAAACGAUUUCUCCGUGUCUCAG
Paramuricea clavata is the source of this 3216-nucleotide messenger RNA. The record is from the annotation of a GenBank genome assembly. Lineage: Eukaryota; Metazoa; Cnidaria; Anthozoa; Malacalcyonacea; Plexauridae.